UUCUCGCCUUUGAAAAGAUUGCAAAGGAGGAGUUGGUCGUUAAGACUUGUUGAUGGCGGAGAUGCAUUGAUCUGUGGGGUGAAGUGAAAAGCCCGGGUGCCUUUUUUUUUGCCGUGGCGCGGGAGUUGAGCGUGCAUGCAAACUGUGCCUUUGCAUUGUAGAGAAAUUGCGUAUUUUUAUCGUUCCCAUUACGCGCAGGCUCUCUUUUCCGACUGGAUAUACAAUUCCGAACGCCUUACUCUUUCUUAUACUCAUGGGAUCCUCGUAAGUUUAAUUUAUUUGUAUGCUGCUAUCAAACGAGACGUCAUUUCCACAGAGUCGCGUCAGUUGUGGUUAUGUUUUUAGUCUAGACCGCGAAAGUUGUGUUGUGGCAAAUACAGCCUACAUAUCUUAUUUGAAAAUCCGUGACUGGAAUAGGAACAGUGGAUGUUUCGGAAAGGAUUCCUUUGAAGAUUUGCUUGGAAAUCAAGUGACUUCGUGAUACCCACAAUAACUAUCUCUUUUUGGCCGGCGUUGCACUUAUCGUUGUGCACACAUAUCUCCCCAAAUGCUGGACGCUGUCAGGAUAAAUAAACAUUUCCAUAAAAGUGUCGCGGAUCGAUGCUAAACUUGGUGAAUAUGUGAGCAGAGACGUUAUUGUCGCCAAGUUCCACCUGGGAGACGGGUGGACGUCCGUUCCCCUACCAUAAUUACAAGAAAUUCGCUUUUGUUUGUUUGGCGGUGAUCGACACCCGAGAGUGGACACAGCUGUCCAGGGUUCUGACUUCUGCAAACCGGAGGACGAGCGUGAAUGGAACAUUAAACAUGGGCAUGUCUAUAUAGACGAAAUAGCCCAAUGCAUUUCUGAACGAAAUGGAAUACAAAUAUCAUAGGCUUUGAUGCGAAUAAUCGAUAUGCAGGUAUGACAAAUAACCAGCCAUUCCUCUCAGACCAUUUCGUUAUAACUGAGGUCAAAUCAUAAUGCAAAUAUGAUUUUUUAACGACUGUACCUUAGCGACGUUAGAACUGCCUGAACUAUGACAGCGCAAUGUCUCAUAUCAUCGACAAAAUGUAAUUAUCGGACAUUAUAGAACAAUACGAAUUAAUAUUCCUGACAUACCAAGGACUGACCAUCAUCGCAAAAAUGGGACAAUAAUCAAAGUGCGCACACAAGCAGGGGUGUUUGUGUUGACUGUGCUUUGUCUUCGGAGUUAAACACUUGUGUUUGAGACAUGGCAGCGGCUAUUGCCAGCGGUUUGAUCCGGCAAAAGAGACAGGCACGGGAGCAACAUAUAGACCGACCCUCUACCAACAGGAGGAGGAAAAGCCCCAGCAAGAACAAGGGUCUCUGCAAUGGGAACCUGGUUGACAUCUUCUCCAAAGUGAGAAUCUUCGGCCUCAGAAAGCGAAGACUACGGCGACAAGACCCACAGCUCAAGGGUAUUGUGACCAGGUUAUAUUGCAGGCAGGGAUACUACUUGCAAAUGAACCCAGAUGGAUCUCUGGAUGGGACCAAGGAUGACAGCAGUAAUUCUUCUUUGUUUAACCUCAUCCCUGUGGGUCUUCGAGUCGUCGCCAUUCAGUCGGUGAAGACAGGGUUAUACAUCGCCAUGAAUGGAGAAGGCCAUCUCUACACAUCGGAACUCUUUACAGCAGAAUGCAAGUUCAAAGAGUCGGUGUUUGAAAACUACUACGUGAUCUACUCGUCCAUGCUGUACCGGCAGCAGGAGUCUGGCCGAGCGUGGUUCCUGGGGCUCAACAAGGAGGGGCAGGCCAUGAAGGGGAAUCGAGUGAAGAAAACCAAACCAGCUGCUCACUUUCUACCCAAGCCAUUAGAAGUUGCUAUGUACAGAGAGCCAUCGUUGCAUGACGUUGGGGAGACGGGGCACAAGCCCGCCGGUGUCCCUUCCAGCAAAAGCACAAACGAGCCCGCUGUAAUGAACGGGGGGAAGCCGGUCAGCAAACCCCCCCCCACCACCACCACUACCGCUGCCGCCACCACCGCGGCUACCACCACCGCGGCCACCACCGCUACCCCAGCUGUCCCUGGUCCCGUCCCGACGCCCGCGCCCACAUCUGCCCCUGCCCCCACCACUACCACGACCGCCGCUAAACCUGCCACAUAGCCCGCCCCCCCCCCAUCAGGAGCUGCUCUCAACCCACGCUGGACUCACGUCCCCUCUCUCUCGUCUGUGGGUGGGUCGGAUCCAGACCUCCCCUCCCCUCUCCUCCUGCUCUUCCCCGACGACCUGCCCCCUUACCCCUCCCCCGACCCCCCCCCCCCCCCCCCAAUGCUCCGAUACGUCCUCACGCAGUGGCGGAUCCUUCUGAAGAGCGCGGCCGAAGAAGACAACCGUUGCACGCGGACGGGACGACUGGAUGGAUAACCAGCGAUAAAAAAAACAAACUCUGACCAUGGAAUGCCCUACCAGAUAUGGAAUGCCUUUUUAAGAAAAAAAAAAUAAACUAACUAAAACAUUUUUUUUGUGUUGUGACUGUGACAAUCCAUGAGAAGCGGGGGUGUUUCUCACCUCCUGCUCGUGGUGCGUUUGCCUGCUAGUGGUCACACCAGAAUACCCUUUUAGGAGCCCAGGUUGGGCAUGUAAUCCAGAUCUAUUUUCUAUACUACAGUGCACCAGCUAGGUCCUGGGCAGAUGCUGUACAGAUAUACUUAAGAGAGAGAGAGAGAGAGAGAGAAAAAAUGCUAAACAAAAUGAAAAUUGACUGUCAUCCUCUAUUUUUUACAAGUCUGUUUCGUCUCUUCUCUUUCUAUCUUGACACUGUAGUCUCUUUCUCUUUGUUGACGUACUUCAGAACAUUUUUGCAGGGGCUAUGUGUGAUUUUCUAAAUACACAACUGCAUACACACAUAGACAUACACACAACCACACAAACAAACACACACACACACACACACACACACACAGAUAUUAAAACACAAAAACAGUCAUAAGACUGCAAACAGUAACACACCUAAACACACACACUCACAAAACGUCCACUUCAAAACGUAGGAUUAAGAUAUACCACAGGUGGCUUGGAUCCAGGGAAUCCUUCAGGGAGACUGGAGGCAGAUGACUGCAGACGGAGAGCAGACCUGUAGUCUCAGGCUAAGAGCUGUUUUCCCUCUCUUUCUUUUCCUUUCUUCUCUUUUAUUUUUUCUUUUCUUUUUUUUUUCCUUUUCACUUUAUGCUUUGUUCAAUUUUUCUGAUGUCAGAUAGGGACAUAGCGACACACACUCGCACAGACCAACACACACAAUCGCACGCAUGACUUAGCUCAACGACAAAUGAGUGUUGUACUAACACCGAGCGCGCGAUCAUAGCCAGGAGCUAAUGCUAACACUGAAGCUAAUGCUAAUGUGUGAGAAAGAGGCCUGUGGAGUGGUACAUACAUAUCACUAUCCAAUUCCACGGGGAUGUGCAGACGCCCAGCAAAUCCAAUACCUUCUAUAUAGAAAUAAAUAAAGGGAAGUCUAUUUUUUCUUUAGUCUCGUUUUUUUAGAGCGUAGGCUCUAGGUAUAUCUAUGGGCCUUGUAGGCCUCUCAUUCUGGCCGCUCCCUCACCUGCCUACUCCUCAGAACUAUAGAAUAUUUGGGGAAAAGGGCCUACAUAGGUUGUGUCCGUAGCAGCCAUUCUACUGUAGAGUGAAGAGUCGUCGACUUAGAGUCAGUGUGAGGGAACAAAAUGGCCGAAUGCGAGCAGACGUUGUCAACACUGGCUGCAUCCCCUCACCCCAUUUUGUUUCAGCAAAAGCAUGGGCGAAAGGUUAGUAUUGUGUUCUGUUCUUGCAGCAACAAUGCAAGAGAUGGCUUAUACUAUAAUGUUUUCACUGCAAAAAAAAGUAAAAAAAAAAAAAAAAUACAUUAUAAGAUACGAACACAAAACCAUUA
Molecule: messenger RNA, 3870 nt
Organism: Alosa sapidissima (American shad)
Lineage: Eukaryota; Metazoa; Chordata; Actinopteri; Clupeiformes; Clupeidae
Gene: fgf14
Product: fibroblast growth factor 14
Exons: 5
Coding region: 1212-2105 (297 amino acids)
Biological process (GO): cell differentiation; positive regulation of protein phosphorylation; regulation of cell migration
Cellular component (GO): cytoplasm
Molecular function (GO): fibroblast growth factor receptor binding; growth factor activity
Source: RefSeq, a predicted model, not a curated record